This is a messenger RNA of Mus pahari (shrew mouse), 1557 nucleotides long. It is a transcript of the gene Mtif3, whose product is annotated as mitochondrial translational initiation factor 3. Gene Ontology annotation, biological process: mitochondrial translational initiation; ribosome disassembly. Gene Ontology annotation, cellular component: mitochondrion. Gene Ontology annotation, molecular function: ribosome binding; translation initiation factor activity. NCBI's taxonomy places the organism in Eukaryota, Metazoa, Chordata, Mammalia, Rodentia, Muridae. The record is from RefSeq and is a predicted model, not a curated record. Bases 84 to 911 code for a protein of 275 amino acids. The transcript has 4 exons.
CGACGCGCGGGCCUCCGGCGGAGUCCGGAUUCGGACCUGCUAGUUCUGGCUGCUCGCCUACCCCGGCCCAGGUAACGCUAAGGAUGGCUGUUCUUCUGACGAGGUUGAUGCUACAAACUACAAAGCUUGACCAUAACUUAAUUGGAAGAUGUUUCCAAAGACACGCUGUGAAGCCAGACCCAACACAGCUGUCCCUGACUGCGUCCACCCCAAAGCUGUUGUACCUGAUUUCUGCAAAAGGUUUUAGUACUGCUGGAGACUCCCAGGGUGAGAGGAAACAGAAAAGAAGGGAUGCUUUUUCUAACACCGGCCGGAAGAUUAGUGAGCGAGUCAUCCGCGUUCUGGAUGAGAAGGGCAUGGACCUGGGGAUGAUGCAUCGAGCAGAUGUGAUCAGACUCAUGGACAAGCAGGACCUGAGGCUGGUGCAAAGGAACACCAGCUCAGAGCCACCCGAGUACCAGCUCAUGACCGGAGCGCAGAUCCACCAGGAGCGGCUAAAGCUCCGGGAACAGGAAAAGGCCAAACCCAAAACUGGACCAACUCUGAUGAAGGAGCUCGUUUUCUCUUCAAAUAUUGGACAGCAUGAUUUGGAAACCAAGAGUAAACAGAUUCAGCAGUGGAUUGAGAAAAAAUACCACGUUCAAGUCACGAUAAAGAGGAGGAAAGAUGCAGAACAGUCAGAGGAUGAGAUGGAGGAGAUAUUUAAUCAGAUUCUCCAGACUAUGCCUGGAAUAGCAACCUUCUCAAGCAGACCAAAAACCAUUAGAGGAGGGACUGCUUCCAUGUGUGUGCUUCGUCAUUUGAGCAAGAAGGAAGAGAAGGCGUACAGAGAAUCCCAAGAGAGCCAGAGAAGAGACACUCUGAGCAAAGACGACGGAAACAGCCACGAGUCGGAUGUUGUGUGUCAGUGACUUUAAUAGGAAAGUGCGGGCUUCUCCAGGAGCCUCUGCUGGCCGCCCUGAAGUCUCCCCGCCUAGCAGACAGUGAGUAAGGCAGCUGGCGGGGGCAGCUGGUCCUCUGGGCUGCUGCUGGACUCUGUGCUGGUGUUGGGCAAGGAACAGUCGGGCUCUUGUUUCCUCUUAGGAGGGAAGUACCCACUGAGGCGAGAGGCCAAGCUGCGUCUCUCCCGAGGUGCUCUUCUUACCUUUGGGAGUGAGGAAAAGACAACUGAGUUACCCGUUACACAACGGGGAUCCACUUCAACAGACGAGCCCCUGAUGGGAAUCACACCCUCAACAAGCAGACACACAGGAUGGGGUGGGUGGAUGGACAGACACCAAGCAGGCUUUACAGCCAAGUGCUGGCCCCCACAGCUGUCACUUACUUUGAGCUUCAUCCUCUUCUUGUCGGGAUCGUGCACGACACUGUGCCUCAUGAGACUCUGCUACAGUGCAAGGGAAAGAAGAGAGCUUGACCUGGGCCUGCAGAGGUGGCUCAGUGCUUACAGCAUUCGCUGCUCUUGAGGAGGACAUGGGUUCGGUUCCCAGCACCUCGACUCCAGCUCCAGUAAAAACUCUUGGUGUCUGUACAGUGUGCAAUAAUAAACUACCAGCUGCC